Molecule: messenger RNA, 3319 nt
Organism: Diaporthe batatas
Lineage: Eukaryota; Fungi; Ascomycota; Sordariomycetes; Diaporthales; Diaporthaceae
Exons: 2
Coding region: 809-3085 (758 amino acids)
Biological process (GO): lipid metabolic process
Source: RefSeq, a predicted model, not a curated record
AUUCAGUCACCACCUCACCGCCUGGGUCGACCUUCUGUCUGCAUUGACUCUUGCAAAUGACAUCAAGUUUCUGCAAGAUAUAUCUACCUAGGUACCUAGGUACUUGGGUACUUGGGUUCUGCAGUGAUGCCAAUCUGGCAAUCAUAACGAAUGCCAAGCCAAGCCCUGCGCCCAUCUCGCCUUCGAUUUGAGCAGUCGCGAUAGCACAACUGCACCCAGCUGCGGGUGUGGCUUGGUCUUCACAUGCCUGGACUUCCACGUCUGACUAGCUGGUACUCCGUCCGUAUCGAGGAGAGGCGGCUGCAAAAUUUCAUGACCACCCACCCCUGCACAGAUGACGCGCGGGGCUGAAUCUAUGGCUAUGGACCACCCAUUACGGGUGUCCGGGUGCCUUGACAGAUGAUAUUCUCUCCUCACUAAUAAGUACUAGGUACCCUACACACUGUCGCAUAUCACCGUCACGCGCCUUCUCCCGCCGCCGCCCUCGUGCCAUCCCGACGUCCCUUCUCACCAUCUGUCUGUCCUCCACUGACCCGCGAUAGGCCGACCCCGGGAAAUGAGUGGUCCUCAUCCCCUUACGGAGAACUUCCAGGGUAGUCAGGGGCUUCAUCAUCUUUUUUUUCCUUUCUUGCUCGUGCGCAACUAGACCAACGCCUUAGAACUGCAGACUCCGGUUCCUGGACUAGAGAAUAAUAGUCUUUGUUUAUCUCUUCCAUGACGUCUUUCCCGUCUUCUAGAAUUAUACCUGCUCUCACCGUUCUGCCUCCUCUGCCUGGCUCUAUAUUCAUCGUAGCCUCGACCGACGGCGAUGACAGGCGACGACACACCCGGCCCGAGCUCCACGCCGCUGGCCCACCCCGCAGUCGAGUUUGCAAAGCAAUCACAGAAACUAUCGCACAAGAAUCCAGACGAGGAUAACUCGGAAAAUGUCGCCGCCCAGGCCCUCUUCGUCACGCCAAGGGACCCCGUCAUCGCCACGGCCCAAGGACACAGGCUGCCAGGUGUGCCUCUGGAAGAGGCGCAAAAAUUGAACACGCUGAGGGAGGAGCUCGAACAGGACCGGCCUGCAGCCUCUCGACACUCGAGGAAUGGAAGCGCCCACCAUGAUCUUGACGUCGAGGCUCAGACCUCCCAUAACCCCGGCGAACCGCACAAGGCCUUCACCGCGCCCCCGGUGCCCAAUGGCAAGUCGUUGCAAAAGACGUCCGAAGGCUCCUUGCGGCGGGCCAUGCCGCCCUCCCACACGAACCCUCUGUUCCCCCCGCUGCCACUGUACGGCCCCUCCUCGAUCCUGCGGGACAUCCAUUGUGCGGCUUUCAGAGUGUCUUCCUUCUUCCUAAGCCUGUCAUUCCUAGGCGUCGUAGUUCUCGGGUCCCUCUUCACGAGCAUCCCGCUGGUGGCAAGGCGCAUCUGGUAUAGACUCACGUUUCGAAAUCCGGAUAAAGGUCGUCCGUUCUACGAGGAGGAAGUCAGCCGACGGGACGCAAGAAGGGAGGAGGAGCGGAAGUGGAAGCAUCGCACCUCUGAGGAACGACGUCUGACCGACAAUGAUAGCGUGGUCAGCUACAAUGGUUAUAUUCCCACAGAAGGUGGCCCGGACCCCAUUAAGUGCGACGUGGGCUAUUACGCGCGGCGGGUUGGCCUCGAUGUUGAAGAGUUCGAAGUCCAGACCGAGGACGGGUUCAUCAUCGACCUGUGGCAUGUUUACGACCCUCGCGAAUACGUCGAGCUUGACGCCAAGGAGCGACUACCUCAUGGCCCCGACCCCUUCACGGGCGGCAAGCGGCGGGGCAGGGAGUUGAAAGACCCCGAGGCGCGACGGAAAUACCCAGUACUGCUCAUGCACGGCUUGCUGCAGUCAGCCGGGGCGUACUGCGUAAACGAUGACCAGUCCCUCGCCUUCUGGCUGUGCAAGUCAGGAUACGACGUCUGGCUCGGCAACAAUCGCUGCGGAUUCAAGCCCAAGCACGUACUGCUGGAGUAUUCCGACCCGCGCAUGUGGUGCUGGAACAUCAGGCAGAUGGGCGUUUUUGACCUGCCCGCGCUGACCUCUCGUGUCCUAUACGAGACGGGAUUCUCAAAGAUUGGCCUGGUAGCCCACUCCCAGGGCACGACCGAGACAUUAGUUGCCUUGGCCAAGGAACAGAGACCCGAGCUCGGGGAGAAGCUUUCUGUGUUCUGUGCCCUGGCACCGGCCGCCUACGCCGGGCCACUGAUUGGAAAGAUGUAUUUCAAAUUCAUGCGGGUCAUCACCCCAGCCAUGUUCAGGAUGAUGUUUGGCAUCCAUGCCUUUAUACCCAUCAUGAUGACCGCGCAUAAGUUCUUACCCGCGAGGCUCUACGGUUGGAUGGGCUACAAGGUCUUCUCUUUCCUGUUCGACUGGUCGGAUACAAGGUGGGACCGGGGGCUCAGGAACAGAUUCUUCCAGUUCGCCCCCGUCUAUGUCAGUGCCGAGUCGAUGAGGUGGUGGCUGGGACGCGAGUGUUUCGCAAAGCACAAAUGCAUCCUCUCCACCAAGGAAGAAUGGCGUGCCGAGGAGCGCGAGGACGAGGAUGAGUCCCAGAACCCCGUCGCAGCCGUGCCUCCCGAGGUGCACGCAAGCGAGCCGCGCUCGCCUACACGAACACGCCAUCAGAACCACCACAACCACCACAACCACCACCACCGGCGGCCAAAGGGAUCUUCGGCAUGGUAUAACUCGCAAAGCCCGCCGAUGGCGUUCUGGGUGUGCGGCCGCGACGACCUGGUGGACGGGGAGAAGCUCCUGCGCCGGUUUGAACGUGGGCGCGAGCCGCAUGCGCGCGUGGUCUUCAGCAAAGUGAUCCCCGAGUACGAGCACCUGGACGUGAUAUGGGCGAUGGACGCGGAGCGCGAGGUGUUCCAGGAGCUGAGGGAGACGCUCUGGCGGACGUGUCCCCCGGACGAGAGGGCCAGGUGCCGGGUGCCCAAGGGCUGUGAAGAUGUCGGGCAGUGGGUGGACGACCGCGCGACAGGCGAUGGGGCUGGCAACAACCAAGGGCCGGCCGCCGACGAGGGCGACACGUCGGGCGAGAGCCCCAGCAGCAGCGAGGAGUUGUCUGCAUAGUGUGAUGAGUUUACGAGCGACGCUGUCAUGGGCCAUGGGAACCUGCAUAUAUACAGCCCCUUUGGAUAUUUUGAGCUGCUUAGAUAUCAUGUACUUAUGGGGCAUAGCGACAUCGAGACUAGCCUGGCGUCCUGGCUAGCUGUUUAUCAUGGGCGUGCAUGCAACGCCAGGAUGGGCGGCCUGCAAACACAAAGACCUCACAGAUUAACUUAAUACACUUGACUUGUUCCUGCA